GCUGGGGAUGGCCGUGGGGUUCCUCAUCUUCAUCCUCCUGUACGUCUGCCUGACCCACAGGGAGAACGUCUCCCCCCACCCCGAACCUCUCGUCUUGCAAAUGGGCAGCUGCCGCUUCCAGCUGGACCUCAGCGUCCAUGCAGCCCUGUACCCGCACCUGCAGCGGUAUUAUUGCCGGGAGCUGACGUCCGAGAAGGCCUGGUGCCACGGCCCCCGGUCUGCCCCUCUGCUCCUCCUGGCCAUCAAGUCGCACCCGGCAUCCCGCAAAAGGAGGGCCGUCCUGCGCCGCACGUGGGCCCAGCAGAGGAUGAUGGGCGGCUUCUGGCUCCAGCCCGUCUUCCUGAUAGGCACGGCCUCCGAAGACAGCCUGGCGCAGGUGCUGCUGCAGGAGAUCCAGGCGUUCAGGGACGUCCUGUGGUGGGACUUUGCGGAGUCGCCCAGCAACCACUCCCUGAAGGAGCGCUGCUUGCUCCAUUGGGUCCACAACCGCUGCCAGAGGGCAGCCUACGUCUUCAAAGCGAACGACGACAUCUUUGUGAACCCAUAUGAGCUGACACAGUACCUGAGGCAGCUCCCCAGAGUCGCCGACUCCAUCCACGGAAACCUGGCCAACGAGGAGCCCGUCAAGAGGACGGGGGACGCGGCGGUGCCCUGCCUCCUCUACCCGCUGGAACACUACCCGCCGUUCAUCGCGGGGGGAACCAUCCUGCCCGGAGCCAUGAUCCUGAAGCUCUACCAGGUCUCCCUGCAGCUGCCCGUCUUCCCCCUCGACGAGGCUUACUUGGGGUUCCUGGCCUUGGCGGCCAACAUCAACCUUCGCCACGAGGGGCGCUUCCAGGUGUGGGGGCUGGUAAAAGACGAGCUCGAAGCGUACAAGGAGUCCAUCACCGUCCACGGGGUCUCGAUGGAGAGGAUGGAGGAAGUGUGGAAGGAGCUCUGGAACUGA
Messenger RNA from Zootoca vivipara (common lizard), 946 nucleotides. RefSeq names its product acetylgalactosaminyl-O-glycosyl-glycoprotein beta-1,3-N-acetylglucosaminyltransferase-like. Gene Ontology annotation, molecular function: protein N-acetylglucosaminyltransferase activity. Gene Ontology annotation, biological process: protein O-linked glycosylation; poly-N-acetyllactosamine biosynthetic process. The record is from RefSeq and is a predicted model, not a curated record. Gene Ontology annotation, cellular component: Golgi membrane. Lineage: Eukaryota; Metazoa; Chordata; Lepidosauria; Squamata; Lacertidae.